GUGCUGUCGCGGCUGCGGGGCUGGGCCGAGCCCGCGGCCCGGAAGCGGCGGCGGCGGCGGCGGCUGAAUGGGCCGCGGCGGCUGGUGCGGGCGCGGGUCCAUGUGGAGGCUGCGGGCCGGGAUCAGCGCGCUGCGCGAAGGGGUGUGGGCGCGUUUCUCGGGGCGUGCCGGCGCUGAGGCCGGGACCAGGGCCGGCAUGGAGCGCGCCGUGGUGCGCUGCGUGCCCUCGGAGCCCAAGCUGAGCCUGUCGUUCGCGAUGGCCGACGGCAGCCACAAGCACAUGCAGCGAGACCAGAGCGAGCCGCUGGGCCGGGCGCUCAGCCGCAUCGCCACCAACGCGCUCAAGGGCCACGCCAAGGCGGCGGCGCGCAAGGGCCGCCGGGGCGCGGGGGCGGGGGGCGCCGGCACCGCGGGGGCCGGGAGCGGCGGGAGCGCCGGCACCGCGGGGGCCGAGCCCGCCGCCGGCCCCGCCGAGCCCCUGGUCAAGCUCUACUACCGCGAGGAACCCGUGGGCGAGGACGUGCUCAACGUGGACGCGUGGCAGGACGGCGCCGUGCUGCAGAUCGGCGACGUCAAGUACAAGGUGGAGCGCAACCCGCCCUCCGUCACGGAGCUGCAGCUGCCGCGCUACAUCAUGGCCGGCUUCCCCGUCUGCCCCAAGCUCGGCCUCGAGUUCGGCGAGCCCGAGCGCUCGCUCUUCGCCUGGUUCCGCGAGGCGCGACCCGGGAACGACGGGGACGCGCCGGGGGCGAGCGCAGGGCCCGCCUGGGUGGAGGUGGACGGCGCGCACGGGCGCGUCUUCACGCCCUCCAACGCCGACGUCGGGCUGCGGCUGAAGCUGCGCUGCACGCCGGGUAACGGGCAGCGGCUGGGCCCCAGCCGCGAGCUGGAGAGCGCGGGGCCCGUGGAGGCCGGGCCCGGCGCCUGCACCUUCGACCAGCGGCACCUGUACACGCAGCGCGUGAGCGGCGACGGGCGGGUGCGCGCCGUGACGUACAACGUGCUGGCCGACGUGUACGCACACACGGAGCACUCGCGCGCCGUGCUCUACCCCUACUGCGCGCCCUACGCGCUGGGCCUCGACUACCGCCUGAACCUGCUGCAGAAGGAGCUGAGCGGCUACAGCGCCGACCUGCUCUGCCUGCAGGAGGUGGACCGCUCCGUCUUCCACGACAGCCUGGCGCCCGCGCUCGACGCCUUCGGCCUGCACGGCCUCUUCCGCCUCAAGCAGCACCAGCACGAGGGCCUGGCCACCUUCUUCCGCAGGGACAAGUUCCGCCUGCUGGCCCAGCACGACAUCGCCUACCACCAGGCGCUGUCCGGAGACCCCCUGCACGGCGCGCUGCUGGAGCAGCUGGCGCGCUACCCGCAGGCGCGCGACCGCGUGCUGCAGCGCUCCUCGGCGCUGCAGGUUUCAGUUCUUCAGUCUACAGAGGACUCUUCUAAAAAGAUUUGUGUUGCAAACACUCAUCUCUACUGGCAUCCAAGAGGUGGGCACAUUCGUCUCAUACAGAUGGCAGUGGCCUUGAAUCACCUUAAACAUGUGACACAAGUCCUGUAUCCCGGCAUCCCCAUCUUAUUUUGUGGGGAUUUCAACAGCACGCCAUCCACAGGAAUGUACAGUUUUGUCAGCACUGGUAGCAUCUCUGAGGACCAUGAAGACUGGACCUCCAAUGGUGAAGAGGAGCGCUGCAACAUGUCUCUCACCCAUCCUUUCAGACUGAAAAGUGCAUGUGGCGAACCUGCCUACACUAAUUACGUUGGAGGGUUCCAUGGAUGUCUAGAUUAUAUUUUCAUUGACUUCACUGCUUUAGAGGUUGAACAGGUGAUACCAAUGCCAAGUCAUGAAGAAGUUACCACCCAUCAAGCCUUACCCAGCGUUUCCCACCCCUCCGAUCACAUAGCCCUUAUUUGCGAUUUAAAGUGGAAGUAGACUCGAUGCCUCCGAAUGGCAGGCAAUUGUUGAGACAAAACAAGAAAUUCAAUGACUUAGGAUCUAACUUGAAUCAAGGUGUACAUUAUAACCUUGACAAGAGGGGAAACAGAAGUGUUCAUACUCUUACCACUGGCUCUGUUCCAAACAUGUUCUUCAUUUAUGUGACUGCUCAUGGCAUCUGCAUGGUUCCCCUUCCUUUCUUUUCUCAACAGAGAGGAAAGAAAACAAAUCUAUUUAAAACUCUCCCCCCAAAUUGGAUGAUCAUAGACCUUUUUUAAUAAGUGAUUUUUAAACCGUGAUUAAGAGCUUAUUUUGUCUUUUAAGAAACCUGAGUGAUUCUAAUGGGACUUCUAGAGUAGUAGUGUACCUUUUAAACCUGAACCAUGUUUUUAUAAUUAAGGGAAAUCUUGGUUACCAAGUGUAAAGUGAGAGUGGCCAGAGGUGAAUCCUUGCAAAGGAAGGAAUGCUAUCAGGUCCAACCCUGUCUCCCUCUGGAUGAGCCACUUUAGAAAAGAAGAGCUUUAAGAAGACAUUAAGUGUAUUGUGACCUACAGCCAUCCCUUCUUUCUGUCACCACUCCAAUUUUGCAGCCAAAACACAGGAUCUUAGUAGGGCUUUGGUUUUUGAUGACUAGCCACCAGGGAAUGUAUUCCUGCGACUGUUCUUAAUGUGACCAAUUUAAAAUUUUAGAUUGUAAACAAAAAUUAGCUCCAGUAAAAGGAUGUUCCCUAUUAAACCUGUAAGAAAAUACAGUA
Molecule: messenger RNA, 2691 nt
Organism: Dromiciops gliroides (monito del monte)
Lineage: Eukaryota; Metazoa; Chordata; Mammalia; Microbiotheria; Microbiotheriidae
Gene: PDE12
Product: phosphodiesterase 12
Exons: 3
Coding region: 68-1933 (621 amino acids)
Biological process (GO): nuclear-transcribed mRNA catabolic process, deadenylation-dependent decay
Cellular component (GO): mitochondrion
Molecular function (GO): 3'-5'-RNA exonuclease activity
Source: RefSeq, a predicted model, not a curated record